Messenger RNA from Ailuropoda melanoleuca (giant panda), 1126 nucleotides. It is a transcript of the gene CNN1, whose product is annotated as calponin 1. NCBI's taxonomy places the organism in Eukaryota, Metazoa, Chordata, Mammalia, Carnivora, Ursidae. Bases 100 to 993 code for a protein of 297 amino acids. Gene Ontology annotation, molecular function: actin filament binding. The transcript has 7 exons. Gene Ontology annotation, cellular component: actin cytoskeleton; focal adhesion. Gene Ontology annotation, biological process: actomyosin structure organization; actin filament organization. The record is from RefSeq and is a predicted model, not a curated record.
GUGUGAGGAGGGAAGAGGUUGCAGACGGAGCCUUAGCAGCUGCCUCAGUCCUCAGAGGGUCCUGUGCCCUACUGCCACCGCUGCCCACCACCAGCCAGCAUGUCCUCUGCUCACUUCAACCGGGGCCCUGCCUACGGCUUGUCCCCUGAGGUCAAGAACAAGCUAGCCCAGAAGUAUGACCACCAGCGGGAGCAGGAGCUUCGAGAGUGGAUCGAAGGGGUGACAGGGCGCCGCAUUGGGAACAACUUCAUGGAUGGCCUCAAAGAUGGCAUCAUUCUUUGCGAGUUCAUCAACAAGCUCCAGCCAGGCUCCGUGAAGAAGGUCAAUGAGUCAACCCAGAAUUGGCACCAGCUGGAAAACAUCGGCAACUUCAUCAAGGCCAUCACCAAGUAUGGGGUGAAGCCCCACGACAUUUUUGAGGCCAACGACCUGUUUGAGAACACCAACCACACCCAGGUGCAGUCCACCCUCCUGGCCCUGGCCAGCAUGGCCAAGACGAAAGGGAAUAAGGUGAAUGUUGGUGUGAAGUAUGCAGAGAAGCAGGAACGGAAAUUUGAGCCAGAGAAGCUAAGAGAAGGGCGGAACAUCAUCGGGCUGCAGAUGGGCACCAACAAGUUUGCCAGCCAGCAGGGCAUGACGGCCUAUGGCACCCGGCGUCACCUCUACGACCCCAAGCUGGGCACAGACCAGCCGUUGGACCAGGCCACCAUCAGCCUGCAAAUGGGCACCAACAAGGGAGCCAGCCAGGCCGGCAUGACUGCACCCGGGACCAAGCGACAGAUCUUCGAGCCAGGGCUGGGCAUGGAGCACUGUGACACGCUCAACGUCAGCCUGCAGAUGGGCAGCAACAAGGGGGCCUCGCAGCGGGGCAUGACGGUGUACGGGCUGCCGCGCCAGGUCUACGACCCCAAGUACUGCCUGACGCCUGACUACCCGGAGCUGGGCGAGCCCGCCCACAACCACCACGCACACAACUACUACAACUCUGCCUAGGGCCCUGGGCCCCCCACCCCGCCUUCCCCCCCAGGGAGGCUGGCUGCUGCUCUUGGCAGGGCUGAGCUGGCCCCGCCGACCCCCUCCCCCUGCAUGGCGUCCUCCAGCCCCCUGGCACCUGCCUACAGGGUUA